GAGAUGGGUGGCAGGAGCUGCUUAUACAUGGUGUUUUCAUAGGGUGCUAAGGUUCAAGUACUCCUGGGGUGGGAGACAGAGGUUGUUUGGAUAGGGAUGUCUUCUUUAGGGCUAGGCUAAAGCCUCUUCUGGGGUCAGACAUAGAGACUGAUUGCAGAGGGAUGUCAGUGGGCACUGAGAUGCAGCUGCUUCUGGGCUGGACAGUUGUACAAGGACCACUAGUGCAAUACUGAGAUGAAGUCAGGAUGGGGCAUGUGGGGACUGUUUAAUGCCAUUGUUGGUCCAGUGGUCCCUUGCUGAGAGCUAAGACACAAUCAAUCCUGGGUUGGGGCAAUGAUGUGUGGCAAAUGCCAGGUGGCAGGGUGUUGUUUGACCUGGGGUCUUCACUGCUAGGAGCGUAGAGGUGGAAUGUGCUGUGCCAGGCUCUCAUCUUGACAUCUUAGGAAACCCCAACAGCUGUGGGUGCAGAUCCAGAGCAGGGUUGAGGGAUCUCAGACUCAACAGGGGUUAAUCCCUAGUUCAGAGAGGUGUGACACAGCUGGGGAGCGAGUCCAGAAAGGGCUGGGGAGAGGUAUUCUAGUGUAAAGGUGCGGCUGUUUCUAGGGUGGGGUGAUUUGCUGUGGGAGUGUUCAAAGGCACAAAUGAACACUGCUAUGAGCUUUCCAUGUGUUCAUUUGGGGGUAGGGAAAGCAGGAGCAUAACAGGGUCUGGUUUGGAAGUCAGAGGAAACCACAGCUCCGUCCCCAGCAGCUGCGGAUGCCGAUAGCAGAACUGGGCACAACUAGUCCUGGCACAGUCAGCACAGCAACUCACUCCACAGCUGAGAGCGCAGGUGGCAAAGCAGGGAGAGUGACCUCUUCAGAGCCCACGGCCCAUGCUGCCCCCUGCCCCCGCCUGUCUGGCCCUCCUGGCCCUGGUCUUUGUGGCCAGUGCUGUGGACCCAGGGGAGGUGUGUCAGAUUGAGAUGAACCAGAUCAAAGACCGUCUCCAGGCCAACUGCACUUGGCUGGGGCUCAGCACGGUGCCCUCCAAGCUGUCCACAGACAUCGGCAUCCUGCUGCUUGGUUCCAACCACCUAGCAUCUGUCUCCACCAGCUCCUUCCAGUACCUUCCUAUGCUGAUUGGCCUGGACUUGUCACACAAUGGCUUGAAAUCGUUCCACGCUGGGCCACCUUUGCCCCUGCUUCAGGAGCUCAUUCUGUCUCACAAUGCUCUGGGAGCCUUGCCCCCGCUGCAGGGCCUGCCUGCCCUUCUCCACCUGGGCCUGGCUUACAACAGCAUCAAGGACCUUGCUCCCAAGGCCUUCCAAUCCCUGGAGAAAUUGGAGGAGUUGGAGCUGAAGGGGAACCAGCUGCAAAGGCUGCCCGAGGACACCUUUGCAGGUCUGGCUGUGCUGCGAGACCUGGACCUGUCCAACAACGCCCUGGAGGAGCUGCCACUGGGGCUGCUGACUAAGUUGGAGGCACUGGAGACCCUGAGGCUGUCGGGGAACCAUCUCCGUACUGUGCCCACUGGCUUCUUCCCUGAAGAUCGGUUCUUCCCUUAUAUCUUCCUGGACAAGAACCCCUGGCACUGCAACUGCAGCCUGGCCUACCUACGGGACUGGAUCACCGAGAACGAGCCCGGCAUCUACUAUCAAGAGGAAGGACUGGAUAAGACAAAGGUGGAGAAUGAUCCAGAAAGUGUCAAAUGCGACUCACCUGCCCACUACAAAGGGACCCCAGUCAUCCACUUCACGCAAGUCUGCUCCAAGGAGGGGGACAAGGACACCUCUGUGCCUAAGCCAGAGCUAAUGGACCUUCCCUUGUCCCCCAUUAAUGUCUCCUUUGCCACCAUGGCCUCAACCAGUCCUCUUCCCCCCACUAGGACCCCUGUACCCUCCACUAGUACUCCUGUGCCUUCCACUAGUACCACUGUUCCCCUUACUGGUACCCAUGAAGCCCCUGCUAGUAUGCCCAUUUCCCUUACUAGUACCCCUGUACCCCCCAAUAGUACUCUUGUUCCCUCUAAUAGUACCUUUGUACCCCCCACUACUACCACUGAGCACCAUACUCUUGUGCCUCCCAGCAGUGCCCCCUCCAUAACCAUGGCUUCCACCUCCUCUUCACCCCCUGCCCCCAAUACCCCAGGGACUUCCACUAUUACUACUAUUAUCUCAUCUCUCAGCUCCCAUGUGCCUCCUAUCACCUUUAAACCCACCCCACCCAGCCCUCUCCCACAUGUGCCCCAUCACCAGCCAUCCCCUCCUCCAAGGGCUCCCCCCGUUUGUUCAUGUCUCACCUCCCCGGCCAAGCUGCCUAGCAUGGGCUAUCACCUGGGUGGAAAAGGCCACUCAUGGGGGCACUGGGUACUGGCUCACUGCUGCCUGCUCCACCUGGUGCUCUACCUUGCCUCUUUGGUGCUGCUGGUGCUGCCUACACUGGUUCUGCUCGGGUGGCUGGCCUGGUUAUGUCUGGUCUGGAAACAGCCAACCCCAAGAGCCUCCCCAUGGAUGCAGAGAGUGCACUACCAGCUGCUUGGGCAGGAGAGGUGGGAUGCAUCCCCUGUGAUGCAUCUCAGGAGCACCAGGAGUCCCCCCCACUUCUGUGUCACAAAGGAGCUGGAGAUCCUUUAUGAUCACCCUGCCCCCACCUUCUGUACCACUAAGGAGCUGCAGGUCCGCCGUGGCCUCCUCACCCCCAUCUUCUGCACUACCAAAGAGCUGCAAGUCCGCCACUACCACUCUGUCCCUGCCUUCCAGUGCAUCACCAAGCAGCUGCUGAGUGGAGGACGGGUGGGUCCAGGGAGGUUCCCCUCUGCCUACAGCCUGGACAGAGGCGUGGAGGCCAUUGGGGCUGUCAGGGUGAAAUAUGCCACCAGCACUCUCUAAGCAAGGGCAGAAUGCCUGAGGUCUUUUGGGUCAAGGAAGGGAGCUUUGCUAGCCAGGAUGUAUGGUUCUGCUCCCAGCUCUGGUGCUGUGACCUGCUCCGCUCUCCCCUCCCUUCCCUUGCCUGCAGUAUCACUGCAGUAUCAUAGUGGUUAGACAUCUCCCCUGAUAAGCUUCUUUACUGGAUGUAAUACCCAGGAAUCUAGACUGCCAGACACCCAUCCAUCAACUUGAUGGGCAACUCUCUCCCUUCUUUUGUCUCCUUGCAAUGGCCUGAAGUGACUAGCUAAUGUGGUAAGUUUCUACUUAACACCAGACAGUUUGGGGGAGUGGCUUUUGCCCUUCUUUCAGGAUGGGAGUUGGGUGCAGAGCUGAUGUUUCUCUUGUGACUCUGGCUGUUCUUUCCAUUAUAUGUCAGUAGUGGAUCUUGCUGUGAAUCCUGUGUCAGAGAACUUCAUCUGCUGGCCACAGAAUAAAGUCUUGCUUUGAUUGCAUUUCAAAUAA
This is a messenger RNA of Alligator mississippiensis (American alligator), 3370 nucleotides long. RefSeq names its product glycoprotein Ib platelet subunit alpha. The transcript has 2 exons. Gene Ontology annotation, molecular function: protein binding. The record is from RefSeq and is a predicted model, not a curated record. Bases 875 to 2869 code for a protein of 664 amino acids. NCBI's taxonomy places the organism in Eukaryota, Metazoa, Chordata, Crocodylia, Alligatoridae.